UUUGGCUUAUAUAUAGACCCCAUUGAAAUGCUUGUUCCCUCAAACUCAUCAAAUAGCUUCUUCAUUCUCUGUUUUUUCCCUCUUUAAUUAAGUGAUUCUCAUACAAAAAUCACUUCAAACAAAACGAGCUUUAACUAGAUUGUUUCAAAUCUAGUUAAUCAUCUUUCACAAUAUAAUAUGGCUCGUUCUUUCUCUGCUGUGAAGGCUUCCAUUUCUUCUCUUAUUACCAGGCAGGGAUAUGCGACAACAGCACAAAGUGCAGUUAGGGGAGGAGCAGCCACCAUAAGCGGCGGCAAGAUGGGGCCAAAGACGAUGGAAGAGAAGGCAGCGGCUGCGGAGAAGGUGUCAUGGGUCCCAGAUCCAGUCACCGGUUACUACAAACCAGAAAACAUCAAAGAUAUUGAUGUUGCUGACCUUAGAGCUACCCUCUUGACAAAAAAGUUCAACCAUUAAAAGUUUCAUAAAAAAAAAAAAUUAUGAUUGAGGAAUUAUCUUGAGUGACAUGUAUAACCUUAUUAUAAUUAGGAGGGGUUAAGAUUUAAUUUCAUAUAUGAAUGAACCAUGCAUGAAAACUAGUUAAUUAGUUCAUGUAUGUAUGGGAAGAGAUCCAUUAUUGUAUACAUAUAUUAAUUUCUAAAUUUUUGUUGUGCCCUC
Molecule: messenger RNA, 654 nt
Organism: Arachis stenosperma
Lineage: Eukaryota; Viridiplantae; Streptophyta; Magnoliopsida; Fabales; Fabaceae
Product: indole-3-acetic acid-induced protein ARG2-like
Exons: 2
Coding region: 178-453 (91 amino acids)
Biological process (GO): response to stress
Cellular component (GO): mitochondrion
Source: RefSeq, a predicted model, not a curated record